CCAACUCCCCGCGCGGUCGUCCGCUCCACGGGGUGACACUGCAAUUCGGUCCGCUAUAACUGGCCGGGAGUUUUGUGUUGAGCAGCCCUUGGUGUCUGGGGUCUGGAGAGAUCAUGGUUCUGACUUGCUAGGUGGUGCUAGCUGACGGUGUUUACUGAAAUUGCCGGGACAAGCUGUCCCCUCUAGGCCUGGAAGAAACGCUGGUUUAUACUGCGGAGUGGCCGGAUGAGUGGCGACCCAGAUGUUCUGGAAUAUUACAAGAACGAGCACUCCAAGAAACCCCUGCGGAUUAUCAACCUGAACUUGUGUGAGCAGGUGGAUGCAGGCCUGACCUUCAACAAGAAAGAGCUGCAGGACAGUUUUGUGUUCGAUAUCAAGACCAGUGAGCGCACUUUUUACCUGGUGGCUGAGACAGAGGCCGACAUGAAUAAGUGGGUCCAGAGCAUCUGCCAGAUCUGCGGCUUCAAUCAGGCUGAGGAGAGCACAGACUCCCUGAGAAACCUUUCUUCAGCCAGUCAUGGUUCCCGCUCUUCUCCAGCUGAGUUCAGCGGCUCCACUCAGCACCUGCUCCGGGAAAGGAAGUCCUCCGCCCCUUCGCACUCCAGCCAGCCCACUCUGUUCACGUUUGAGCCCCCCGUGGCAGGCCACACCCAGCCUGCCUUGUCCACCAGUGCGCCUCAGGAGUAUCUCUACUUGCACCAGUGUAUAAGCCGAAGGACAGAAAACGCGAGGAGUGCCAGCUUCUCUCAGGGCACCCGGCAGAAGAGUGAUACAGCCAUGCAGAAACUUGCCCAGGGCAAUGGACACUGUGUCAAUGGAGUCAGUGGUCAAGUCCAUGGCUUCUAUAGCCUUCCCAAGCCAAGCCGACACAAUACAGAAUUCAAAGACAGUACUUACGACCUCCCCCGUAGCCUGGCUUCACAUGGCCACACCAAGGGCAGCCUCACAGGGUCCGAGACAGAUAAUGAGGAUGUGUACACCUUCAAGACACCCAGCAACACCCUGUGUCGGGAGUUUGGAGACCUUCUAGUGGACAAUAUGGAUGUUCCAACCACCCCUCUCUCAGCCUACCAGAUCCCUAGAACAUUCACACUGGACAAAAACCACAAUGCCAUGACAAUGGCCCCUCCUGGAGACUCAGCCAUAGCUCCCCCACCCCGCCCCCCCAAGCCAAGUCAGGCAGAAACACCUCGGUGGGGCAGCCCUCAGCAAAGACCUCCAAUCAGCGAAAAUAGUAGAUCUGUAGCUGCUACUAUCCCCAGGCGCAAUACCCUCCCCGCAAUGGACAACAGCCGACUCCACCGAGCUUCUUCCUGUGAGACCUAUGAGUACCCAACACGAGGCGGAGAGAGUGCCAGUUGGUCUGCUGAAUCUCCAGGGAAGACCAUUGUGGGUCGAUCAGACAGUGCCAGCUCUGAUGACAACUAUGUGCCCAUGAACCCAGGUUCUUCUACCCUGCUGGCUAUGGAACGAGCAGGGGACAAUUCCCAAAGUGUCUACAUCCCCAUGAGCCCAGGGCCCCAUCACUUUGACCCGCUUGGCUACCCAUCCACAGCCCUUCCUAUUCAUAGAGGUCCCAGCCGAGGAAGUGAGAUCCAGCCACCCCCAGUCAACCGCAACCUCAAGCCUGACCGGAAAGCAAAGCCAACACCCCUGGACCUGAGAAACAACACUGUCAUCGAUGAGCUCCCCUUCAAGUCACCUGUCACCAAGUCUUGGUCCAGGGUCAACCACACCUCUAACUCCAGCUCCUCCCAGUACUGCCGCCCCAUCUCCACACAAAGCAUCACCAGCACAGACUCGGGAGACAGCGAGGAGAACUACGUCCCUAUGCAAAACCCAGUGUCUGCAUCCCCUGUUCCCAGUGGCACCAACAGCCCAGCUCCAAAGAAGAGUGCUGGCAGUGUGGAUUACCUAGCCCUGGACUUCCAGCCAGGCUCCCCGAGCCCUCACCGCAAGCCAUCCACAUCAUCUGUCACAUCGGAUGAGAAGGUAGACUAUGUCCAAGUGGAUAAAGAGAAGACCCAGGCCCUGCAGAACACCAUGCAGGAGUGGACAGAUGUGCGGCAGUCCUCAGAACCUUCCAAGGGUGCCAAGCUGUGAUAAAGGGGGCGGCCAAGGCAGCUCAAGGGCCAUGAGGCAGCUGCUCAGAGCUGGCUCUUCUUUGUCACCUUCUCCACCCCUCCCCACCCCUCCUCUCCUCUGUACCACUUUCAGCCUUUAAAGCACUCGACAUCAGGGACCCUGACCCUUCCCCCUUCGAGGCAAGGGCCUGAUGGAGACACUCCUCUGCCACUUGGGGUCCACCUAUGACUUCUGUCAAUACUACUAGCUGUGCCUCCACCACCUUAGUUAGGAGCUGUUGCCAAAAAAGCCUCCUGCUCUGGACCCUUUUGUCUGCUGCUUGGACUCUUAGAGGGAGGGCUGAGGCUCUGAGCCAGGUUCAUGCCUCAUGUCUGCUCACCGCUCUCUACCCUCUACCUCAGGGCUGCUUCUCCAUCCCUCGAGGAUGGUAACCCAGGGAGCCGAGGACCAGCAGACUAAAGUAGACAUGGGCUUUCACACCCCUGCUGUUUGGGGCAAGGGAAAGGCAAGGUGCCACAAGAAGAAAGGUUGAUAAUGAAGGUCAGAAGUUGCCUUGAGUGACAAAGAAAUUAGGUUCCCAGGAACAGAAGGGUAGCUGGUCACCUGCAAGGUGAUACCCAAUUAUCAGGCCAUGGGGACCCGCUGCUGUAGACUGGGAGGCAAAGGAUGAAGGGCAGCAGGAAGGAAAACUGGUAAAGACAGGCAACCAGGAACAACAAGGAACAGGGCUUGAGGUGACAAACCCUGAGGAUAAAGGAGUCUGCCACCUGGAACAGGCAGUGCUCUUCCCUGGCCCUGAUGGAGAGAUGAGACAGAGCAGGAAAGAGUAGGGGUGAUGCAGGGGCUGGGAGGCAGGGGGACCCUGGGACAGGAGGAGUGUGCUAGGCACAGAGCAGCACGG
This is a messenger RNA of Peromyscus eremicus (cactus mouse), 2986 nucleotides long. RefSeq names its product GRB2 associated binding protein 2 (gene Gab2). Bases 226 to 2103 code for a protein of 625 amino acids. The record is from RefSeq and is a predicted model, not a curated record. Lineage: Eukaryota; Metazoa; Chordata; Mammalia; Rodentia; Cricetidae. The transcript is spliced from 10 exons.